This is a messenger RNA of Phaethon lepturus (White-tailed tropicbird), 782 nucleotides long. RefSeq names its product UTP23, small subunit (SSU) processome component, homolog (yeast) (gene UTP23). The transcript has 3 exons. The record is from RefSeq and is a predicted model, not a curated record. Gene Ontology annotation, molecular function: small ribosomal subunit rRNA binding. Lineage: Eukaryota; Metazoa; Chordata; Aves; Phaethontiformes; Phaethontidae. Bases 1 to 675 code for a protein of 224 amino acids. Gene Ontology annotation, cellular component: nucleolus; small-subunit processome.
AUGGAGGCAAGUACUGAAAAUAUCAGGAAGAUGUAUACCCUAGGCUACAAAAAUUAUACAGUGAGCCAUCUUGCAAAGCGUACAGAACUGGCCCGUACUUUAAACAGUCGAAAAUGUGUUCUGAAAGAACUGGAAUCACUGGGGAAAGCACUGUAUGGAGCAAAAUUAAUUGCCCAAAGAUUUCAAGUUCGAAACUGUUCUCACCACAAGGAUCCUGUGAGUGGUUCGGCCUGUUUACUUUCCAUGAUUGAAGAAGGCAACCCUCAUCACUUCUUUAUCGCUACACAGGACCAGGAUUUAGCAAAGAAAGUGAAAAAGAAGGCUGGCGUUCCUCUCCUCUUUAUUAUUCAGAACACUAUGGUGCUAGACAAACCUUCCCCUAAAUCUUUGGCAUUUGUUCAAACGUUGCAGACGAAUCAGCUUGUUCCAGAGCACCAAAAACAAAGUAUUGUGCAACUUAAACAAAAAGAAGGACUAGCAAAGCAGGCAGGAGAAAAGAGAAGAAAACGUAAAAGGGCAGGCGGCCCCAAUCCUCUCAGCUGUCUGAAGAAAAAAAAGAAGAAAACACAGGAGGGUCAGGAGCCUUCUGCUGAAAAGAAGAAAAGAAGAAAAAGAAAGCGAAACAGGGUUAAAGCAGAAGCUGUGCAGUCAGUGCAGAAGAAUGAAGAAGAAUAAACCCAUCCGUGAAAAGAAUGCAGGACUUGAACAUUGUUUGACCUUUGCAAAAAGAAAGAUUAAUAUGCAAUCAUGUGAAAACAAGUUGUUGAUAUUAAAACUUAUUU